AGAGGCUGUGAGACUCACACUCACCCAAAACACAUACUACUAAGAGAGGAAGUAGUCAAGUAGCCUGCUUAUAUCACCAACAGAACUGGAGUAUACAUCCUCCCCCACAUACAAACACACAGACUCACACACUCGAUGCUUUGUCACACUCUUUGUCAUGCACUACCUCUCGGUACCUUUCUCUCUUCGACAGCAACAGAAACUCACUCAGAUACACUGAACAAACACACUCCACCACUUUAUACACCAACCAUUCGGACAUAGCAGAGGUGCCUGGGAUUGUUGUCCUCAAAAUGCAAAACAAAUCUGAUGUAAAGGCCAUGAUGGCUCGCUUCCAAGCGAGUGGGGCGAGCACUGACGAGACUUCUUCCACACCGGCUGGACGUACCAAACAACCCCUGCAACCCACCCUCUCCUCCAGCACGACCAUACAGACCAAGAAACCUGUCUUGGAGAGCCUCUCAGGCGGUGCGAUAAAUGUUCCUCUUAAAUCCACUUUCCUGAAAAGUACAGUAUCAACUAAAAGUGACACAGAGGCACAUGAACCAAACAAAACUAAAGCCCUGGCUAGCAGGUUUGCAAACCCCGAGGAUGACACCAACAGCAAACCUUUUAUUGUUAAUAAACAGCAGACACCCUUGAAGUCACCUCUUUCACAGGCUCUUGAAGCUAAAGGCCCAGUACAGAAGCCCCCUCUCAAAAAGCCCCCUCUCAGCUCCACCCUGUCCGAGUCCAAACCUGCCUUUCCUACUAAACUCUCUCCAGCAGUCAGCUCCAAGCCCAGCUGGGUGAAAGAAGACAGUGGUGGGGGUGUAACCGGCUCCACACCUCCCAAAAUGCCUCCUUUACAACAAAAACCGAGCAGCAGCAUUAUAAAAUUACGUCAGCAAAAUGAAGAGAUUAUAGGAGCUAACGCGGACACCACGAACAAACCUCCACCUCCGGCAAACGCCACUUUUAAGCCCCCCUCCAACUUCAAGACAUCUCAGAACAUCUUCAACAAGGAGAAGGAUAAGACUGAGCAGUCAGAUAGUGGCGUGAAAGCAGACGGAGUCAACAAACCUCCCCUCAAUGCUACUAACUCCAUCUUACCUCCGAAACCUCCAGCCAAUAAAAAACCUAGCUUGAAGAAGCCGCCAAAGACUCCUCAGACCAGCAGCGUUAACGGUGAUGCCACUUCUGGCCCGAAGCUUAACCCCCUCCCCAACAGUUUAGCUUUGGGCCCAGCUCCUGCCAAGCCCAACCGACCCCCCAAGGUCAACCUGGAGAACUUUAAAAGAGUUGCUGAGGCCUCUGAUGAUGGUCCUGGCACCUUUAAGAAAUCCGUCAUGCCAACUCCUCUGGCCUCUCAGACCAGUAACCACAGCAGCCAUGUGACUGCGACUCAACCCUCUCAGACUGCACUUCCUAGUCUGCCCCCACGACAUCCUGGAACCAUGAUCCAGGAAGAUGAGUUCUAUGAUGAUGUUGAUAAAUUCACCAGCUCUCCUCCACCUCUACCACCAUCUACAGGUCACCCGAGUCAGAGGGCAAAGGAGGAAAAUGAUGAUGAUGGAGAGAUGUAUGAGGACCUUGAUGAACGAUGGGAAGCGGCUGAGCAAAAACAAGAAAAGAUGAAAGAGAAAGACGAGAAGGAGGAGAAAAAACGACUGGAGGCUGAGAAGAAGGAGCAGAAGGAACGUGAGAAGAAGGAACAAGAUGCCAGAAAGAAAUUCAAAUUGGUUGGCCCCCUGGAGGUCAUCCACCAAGGGAAGGCUCGUGUGGAUUACCGAGGCAGUAAGACCGACCUUGCUCUGAAGCAGGGAGACAGCCUGGACAUCAUCCGUGUCCAGGGCAACCCAGAGGGAAAAUGGUUGGGACGGUCCCAGGAUGGAGCCAUUGGUUAUGUGAAGACCACUUCAGUGGAAAUUGACUUUGACACCCUGAAGAAUCAUAAGACUCAGCCGGCAUACGACCCUGAGGUAUACGAUGACAUCGAUGUGGCCUCUCCUGAUAACAGUGGGAUCAAAGGACCAGGAGUUGUCCUACCCCCACUACCAGGAGAUGGAGGAGAGAUAUAUGAUGAUAUUAUUGAUCCAAACCUGGAAGUCAGUCUCCUGGACCCCAGGUCUUCUCUUAUGAAGCCUCGUGGCUUCCUAUGGAUGUUUGACCGGAACAGACGUCCUGCCAGCACUAAAGUAGUGCCUCCACCCAGCCAGUUUACUGCAGACGGGAAUUCAGAUCAGCCAGGAGCAGCUUUUGAGGAGAUAUACGAUGAUGUUGACUCUCAAAAUUUGCCUCCUGCUCCUCCCCUCAGCAGCCUUCCAGUCCUGAAAGGCAAAAGUAAGACUGAAGAGAUGGAUCCAAAGAAGCAGAAAAAGUUUGAGAAAGAGGAGAAGGACUUCAGGAAAAAGUUUAAAUAUGAAGGGGCGAUACAGGUGCUGUACCAGGUGACCAUUGUCCCGACACUUACUAAUAAGAAGUGGGGUGUGAAAGAGCUUCCGGUCAAAGCAGGCGAAAACCUGGACGUCAUUGUUAAAGCUGUGGAUAACAAACUGAUCUGUCGGAAUGAAGACGGCAAGUUUGGUUAUGUUUCGACCAGCCACAUUGUUAUGGAUGAUGGUGAUAUCUACGAUGAUAUUGGAGAUGAUUGCAUCUAUGACAACGAUUAAAAAAAAACAUCCUGCACUGGGUUUAUUGUUUUACACUGAUAUUGUUAAUGUUAUUUAUUGUGUUUAGUGAUGAUGUACAUUGGGAGCUGCUUUUGGUUAGCCUAAUAAUCAGACUGAAUUGUCAUUUAAUUUUCAUUUCAUUAUUCAUCAUCAAUGUUUGAAUCGCUGAAUAAACUGGACAUGUAGGCGAUGAUUCAGAGAUCUGGAACAAGGUUAGCUUGAAUCCCUAUGAACAAUGUCAUUCUUUUAAAUUUUGUUUCUUCAAAAAAUAACAAAACAAAACUAUUUAAUGUGGUUAUGUUACUUGCAACAUCAGGGUAAAGUGGGAAACAUUUGUUAGAACAACAGUAUUUGCAUAUUUCUGUUUUUAAGUUUUCUUCAUAUAUUCCUCUUUUGGACUGCCUUUAGAAACUCCACAGCACUGUAUUUACUUGUAUGCUUCUACUAGGGCUGAACAAUUAAUUGAAAUAUUAUCAAAAUUAGACGUAAUGUAAUCCAGACGUAAGGCAAUAUACUUGUUUUGGUACAGACCCUAGCAAAAAUCCCAUCAUCAUUUUUAGAUUUUUUUCAGUGAAAAUGAAAUCCAAAAGUUACCAUUCCCACUAAAAUUGUGACUCAUAUCGCAAUCGCAAUAUCUGUCAGAAUAAUCGCAAUGUGCUUUUUUUCUUUGCAUAUUGUUUUGCCCUAGCUUCUACUGUGUUUUGCUAUAUGCUAUAUAUUUAAAUGAAAGUUGUAAACAAUACUUGCUAUUUCAUUUUUAAUUAAUGCUCAUGAUAUGAUACUGUAUAUUCCAUUGCUAUCUGUAAAACCAGCUGAAAUUCUAUCAGCUCCUAAGCUAGCAACUGUUUUAGUGCCAAAGUGCCUCUAAAAUGUACAUACAAUUAUAACAUAAUACAAUUUUGGAAAAAAUAUGUGUGUUUGAUUUUUCUCUACACAUCUUAGUUUGUCCUGUAGUUCAAGUAAGAGCAUGUCUGCUGUAGAGAGAAUGCUCCGGUUCCAAAAGUAUAUCUCACAAUAACAUGCACAAUACACUGCUGUGUGUUGAUUGGAGACUUGAGUUAUGUGUGUGCAGGUGCAUGAUGAGUGCACACAUCAUACACUAAAUGAACACCAUUUUAACUGGCUUUUUUCCCCCCAAGUCCAGAAAUCAGUAACAAAGAAACUGCAACUCCUCCAUUAUGACCUUCUCUGUGCAGUUUAUGUGCAAGAAGGGAAUCAUCUAGGCAGCGAAAGGGAACUACAACAACUACUCUCUUGUAGAGCUGAAACGAUUAAUUGAUUAAUUGAUUGGUUGAUCAACUGAAAAAUUUAUCUGCAACUAUUUUGAUAAUCAGUUCCUCUUUUGAGUCACUUUUCAAGCACAAAGGCAAAAUAUUUGCAGCUUCUUAAAUGUGAGUAUUUUCUGCUUUUUCAUGGCUUUUCCGUGUUUUAUAACAUUGUAAACAGAAUCUCUUUUUGGUUUUGGACUGCUGAUCGGACAAAACAAGACAUCUGGGGACAGGAAACUGGGAAAUUGUGAUGGACAUUUGUUUUUGUACAAUUUUCUGACAUUUUAUGAAUUGAAAAAUUAACUGAUUAAGUGAGAAAAGAAGCAGCAGAUUAAUCAAUAAUAAAAAUGAUUGUCAGUUGCA
Molecule: messenger RNA, 4282 nt
Organism: Siniperca chuatsi (mandarin fish)
Lineage: Eukaryota; Metazoa; Chordata; Actinopteri; Centrarchiformes; Sinipercidae
Gene: fyb1b
Product: FYN binding protein b
Exons: 19
Coding region: 294-2651 (785 amino acids)
Biological process (GO): T cell receptor signaling pathway; integrin-mediated signaling pathway; protein localization to plasma membrane
Cellular component (GO): plasma membrane
Molecular function (GO): protein binding
Source: RefSeq, a predicted model, not a curated record